Molecule: messenger RNA, 1848 nt
Organism: Styela clava
Lineage: Eukaryota; Metazoa; Chordata; Ascidiacea; Stolidobranchia; Styelidae
Source: RefSeq, a predicted model, not a curated record
AUGGACAAGGUUCUGAGACCAGAGAGACUGGAGGUAGAUCCUAACUCUAGGGAAGCAUCCUGUGAGUGGCUACACUGGAAGAAGACUUUCGAUAAUUUUCUAAACGCCUUGCCGUCUGAAGGCCUUGAUAAACUUGGUGUACUGGUGAAUUUCAUAUCUCCUCGUAUAUUCCAAAACAUUGAGGAGGCAGAAUCGUACGAUACUGCGAUUGAGAUUCUGAAAACAAUGUUUGUCAAACCUUUCAAUGAAGUUUAUUCUCGGCAUGUUCUGGCAACCAGGAACCAACAAGCAUCUGAAAAUGUAGACGAAUACAUGCAAGCAUUGAAAUCGUUAAGCAAACAUUGUAAUUUCAAAGCUGUAUCUGCUGUUCAAAACCGAGAUGCAUAUGUCCGAGACGCUUUUAUCCGGGGUUUAAACUCCACAUGGAUACGACAGCGUUUGUUGGAAAACAAACACCUUGAUCUUAAUACGACAUACGAUCAAGCCAGAAGCUUAGAAGUAGCAAUUAAGAAUGCUGAAGCUUAUCGAGUAUCCGACCCUUCUACUGUGUCUGCGGCUGCUCAAAACAGUGAAACUCAAAACGAUGAGACAUCGUGUGAUAUCGAGAAAAUAUCUGCUACUGCAAAUUCCGCGUGCUUUUUCUGUGGCGGAAAGAAACAUCCUCGUUCAAAAUGUCCAGCCCGAAAUGUGUUUUGUUUCAAGUGUCAUAAAAAGGGACAUUUCAUAAAAGUCUGCAGAGGAACCGUUUUCAACCCAAAAAAUCCUGACGAAGUCACUGCAUGUUCUAACUCGUAUAUAUUAGGAAUGGCUUUUGACAAUACCCCAAAAUCAUUGAGAGGGUCGUCGUCUGUGAUUCAUAUUGAAGGACACAAAGUACGCGCACUUUUUGAUAGUUGCAGUAGUCAGAGUUUCAUACACCCUCGUCUCAUAGAAAGGUGUAACCUCCCAAUCAAAAGAGACACAGUUAUGGACAAGGUAGCAAUGGCUUCUCUGGCGUGUUCCAUGCCUAUAAAAGGUUGCACAGCAGCUGAUAUUGAAUAUCAGGGCCGACACUAUCAAAAAUUCAUAUUGAGAGUGAUGGAUGAUCUAUGUUGUGACAUUUUACUUGGAAUAGACUUUCAAGGACAACAUCAAAGUGUAACUUAUAAUUACGGCGGCGAUCGACCUCCAAUGUCUGUAUGUGGCUUUUCAACUUUCAAAAGUUUGCCACCAGAACCAUUCAAAAAUCUGACUGCUGACUGCCAUCCUAUUGCUACAAAGUCUCGUUGGUAUUCCAAAGAUGAUAGAAAGUUUAUUGAAAUGGAGGUCAACCGUUUGUUACAGGAAGGAAUUGUAACGCCUAGCAGAUCUCCGUGGAGAGCUCAAGUUGUCGUCGUAAAGGGUGAAAAUCGGAAACGAAGGUUUGUAAUCGAUUAUUCACAGACCAUUAAUAAAUUUACUCAGUUAGACGCGUUUCCUUUACCUAAUAUGAGCGAUAUAAUCAACGAAAUUGCUCAUUAUCGUGUGUAUAGCACAGUGGAUUUAAAAAGUGCAUACCAUCAGGUUCCACUUGAAAAGGAAGACCAGAAAUAUACUGCUUUCGAAGCUGCGGGUGCUCUGUUCCAGUUCACUCGUUUACCGUUUGGAGUCACAAAUGGUGUGGCCUGCUUCCAGAGGGCAAUGAUGAACCUGGUAAAAGAAGAAAACCUGACCGGUGUUUUCGCGUAUCUCGAUAACAUUACCAUUUGUGGGCAUACUCAACAAGACCAUGAUAUCAACUUGCAGAAGUUUCUAGAAGCCGCUAAACGACGAAAUCUAAAAUUGAACGAAAACAAAAGCAUAUUUUCGACCAGAAAACUUCAGAUUUAG